UCCAAUCGCUUUAAAAACUUCUCCACCUAAAGCCCACAUCAAAAAAGUUAGCAAAGAGUCAAAGAAUAAAAAUCAUUAAAAAAAAAAACUAAAAACAAAAAUCCAAAUCGCAUGGGCAUGAUGGAAGGCUCUCCGACAACCAUAGCUCCCCUGCUCCUCCGAAACCUAUUAACCUCUAUGUUCAUCUACGCCGACAAAUCCCUAGUAAACUUGGCCGAAAAAUACAAACUUCUUGAAGUAAUUCGGUAUACCCUAAUCGCUUCCUUCCUUUUCCUUCUACGUGUGCUUCCUUCUUUCUUUCCUUCCCUCAAUCCUAAUCUCGAAAACCAUUUUAAACCCACCAAGAAAGCCGAUAAUUACGUCCCUGCAUGCGGUGGCGGUGAUUCCGGUAUCGGUCGAGCGCUUUCGCAGCUUUUGGCUAUAGUUAAUGACAUCCCGGUUAGCUCUAGGAAGUAUGAAGUUGUUCGAUCUUUGGCGGAGAGGCUCAUUGACGAGAACAACAGGGAGGGUGUAGAGGCCUUGCGUGAGGUCAACCGUACGGCUCUUUCGUCGGCUUUUGCAACAACUCUUAGCCAGCUUGAAGCCGCUGCGGUGGACCGAGGCCAGGACGGAGGUGGGGAAGCCGGGUCGGGGUCCGGAACGGUGGAGUUUCGGUUGAGCCGGGUUGUAAGGGCGGUUCGGUCACUUGGGAAUGCGAGGAGGAGUCGGGUUGGGAGCGGAGGGGGCGAGAUGAGCCGGUCGGAGAGUUCGGCUGAGAAGCUGGCGGCUGAGCUUCUGUGGCUGGCUCAGAAGUUGGCUGCUUGUGGGGGCGCCGAAGAAGCUCUUAAAAGGUGGGCAGCUUCGGCUAAUUUGGCUAGGCUGUCUCUGUGGGCUGAGCCGCGGUUGCAAGGUUUCCUCGUCAAGAUCUCAGCAUUCUUCUUCAAGCAAGCCAAAGAUAUAGUUCUGGACGAAACUGAAGAAAGCAAGGAGCAACAAAGGCACACAAAGGUGAAGAUGCUGAUUUCAUGGCUGCCAUUGCUUUGUAGAGCAAGCAAUGGCACAGAUGUACCAGUCCUGAGCAUCAGCGAACGAGCUGAGCUGGAGAGUGUAUUGGAGGAGACCAUAGAGUUGCUGGAACAGGAAGAGCAGGAACAGGUCUUGUCUCUCUGGCUCCACCACUUCACACAUUGCCCAUCCUCCGACUGGCCCAACCUCCACGCCUCCUAUGCUCGCUGGUGCAAUGCUUCUCGCAGGCUCUUGAUCCUCCAAUGAGUCAACGACAAACAAUUGCUUACGAAUUGGGUUGGGGAAAUUUUCUUUCAAUAUAUGAUCAGAAAUUUGCUUAUCGUAUAUUUAAAGUGCACAUGUUACUUUUAGAAUUCCUCCAAUCCAAUCUGUAAGAAAUUUUUGUCUGGUUUGUCUUCUUUUAGUUAGUAAAAAUUGAAUUCAGCUAGCUGCACUUAAGACUAGGUCCAGGAUUAUGUGUUUAGAAGGGUGUAUGUAUAUCUACCUACAAACAAAUGUGCAUAUAUAUUGUUUUACAAGUAAUUUUAUUCCAGAGUAAUAAAAUUUAAAACAAAGGUCAAA
Molecule: messenger RNA, 1566 nt
Organism: Corylus avellana
Lineage: Eukaryota; Viridiplantae; Streptophyta; Magnoliopsida; Fagales; Betulaceae
Product: 1,8-cineole synthase
Source: RefSeq, a predicted model, not a curated record